GGGAAACCCUAUGUUGAUAUGAAAUACAAUUUUGGUCGCUUUACCAUAGACACUAUUGCCUCUUGCGCCUUUGGCAUCGAGUGCAAUUCACUUGUAGACGAAGACGCCGAAUUCCCCAAAAAAGCUGACAAAUUUUUCGAAGCAACUCCUUUCGAUAUUCUAAAAUUCUUAUUUAUGAAUACGUUACCUAGCCUAGCAAAGUUGCUCAACCUCCGGUUCACUCAUCCUGAAGCUGAUUUCCUGGAGGAAGUUGUAAGACACACAAUAAAGCAAAGAAUGAAAGGAGAAAGACGUGGGGAUUUCCUGGACUUACUCUUGGAAGCUCGCAAUUCUGAUGGCGCCGCCAAGGAAGUGAAGGAAACUGGAGUUGAUAGUACUACCAAGUCAAAAUAUCUGCUGGAUGACAUCACCAUCGCCUCCCAGUGCAUGUUGUUCCUCAUUGCUGGCUAUGAAACCACAGCUGCUACCCUAAGCUUUGCUGCCUUUCAGUUGGCUAAGAAUCCAAGUGCACAAGAAAAACUCCGUCAAGAGAUCCAAGAUUUGGUUCAUGAAGAAGGUGAUAUUACUUACCAAGGGGUCAUGGAAGCUAAAUACCUCGAUGCAUGUUUGAUGGAAACACUACGCCUGUUUCCUCCCGCACCAGUUCUAGAACGAAUAUGCACACGUGACUAUCGGCUUCCUGGCACUGACCUGACGAUCAAGGCUGGUGACAAAAUACAGUGCCCUGUCUGGAGUAUCCACCACGACCCUAAGUACUGGCCUGAGCCAAAUGAGUUUCGUCCGGAGCGCUUUUUGCCCGAGAACAGGGCCAGCAUGAAGAACUUCGCCCACAUGCCUUUUGGAAUAGGACCCAGGAACUGCCUUGCCAUGAGGUUUGCCCUAAUGGAAGCCAAGGUUGUCUUGUCGAAACUGUUGCUUGCGGGAGAGCUGCACCCUGCACCAGGACACGAAGAAAUCGUGCUGGAGCCUGGAAUCUUUGGUAUCAUUAGGACCAAGGGUGGAGUCAAUGUUACCCUGAAGGCACUCUAGAAUUAAAGAAAUGGACGUCGGAUCCUCAGAGCUGUGUAAAAGAAACAACUUCCACUGCCAUUUAAGUACGGUGCUGGUCCUGCACUGCAACUCUUAUAUACAUAGUUCCUUUUCUCUCUUUCGCUUGGUAGACGUCAUGUCAAAUCACAGUGAAAGAACUUUUUCUUUUAAAGAAUACCUAGAAUUGAUUCACUAUAUAAUGAAAAAUUGUUCAACUCGUGAUAACAUAUUAACAGUAAAAUAAAAUGAAUGCUUCAUAAA
This is a messenger RNA of Penaeus vannamei (Pacific white shrimp), 1290 nucleotides long. NCBI's taxonomy places the organism in Eukaryota, Metazoa, Arthropoda, Malacostraca, Decapoda, Penaeidae. The record is from RefSeq and is a predicted model, not a curated record.